UCACGCUCAUUUGUUCUCCUGUGCGAGCGUGUAUGUACGACGAUCGAUCAAAUCGAGCGAGAUAGUCCUCGUCGGUGAGAUAAUUUCAAGUGAUUCAGGAAAACAGUCACGAUGAAGUAACCUCUCGGAAGGAACGAGAACGGAACAUCCUGAAGUUGCCGCGCACUGACGUUAACUUGGCAACGACAAAAGCCGGCAAAGUGAUGCAUCAAUCCUUCGUUGAGGAUAGCUCGGUCGAAAUCACGUCUCGCGGAAAUCCGAUAAUGUGAGCUUGAAAUCGGACGAGGUUGUGCCAUUAACGGCUAUUAGGUAAAUUAUUCCAGGAAAUGGCAACGACUAAAGCCGAUAAUGUGAUGCAUCAAUCCUUCGUUGAGGAUAGGCUCGGUCUAAGUCCCACCUCGCAGAAAUCUGAUACUGUGAGCUUGAAUCAGACGAGUUUGCGCCUUUAACAGUUAUUAGAUAGACUCGAUAUGAAUAACUCAGUAGACUGCAUGGCGACCUACUUAAGGGAAAUCCAAACAAACGUCUUAGUAAUAGUUAGGAAUUUCCGUUCUCGUAUUUGCCUCAACAUAAUUCACAGAUCUUUCGUGAUCGAAUCGAUACGACGACAACUCAAAGGUCGAUACAAAAGCAGUCUAGAUAUUUACGGGCAGUCCGUCAUGGAAGAUCCGAAUUUCUCUGAACCGAUGAUAUACAAAGCAGAUCUUGUUUUGCAUUCGGGAAUAUUAAACGGAUUGUCCAUUUUGAAGCGUCACAAUAACGCUACUUUAACGUACAUAGACAAGUUAUUAAAGAUGGACAUUGGCUUCGAAUUCGAACUUUUAAAGGGAAGGUAUGAUUACAUCGUAAAACUGGUCUUUCAAAAUAUUAGAGGCCGUAUUAAAGCAUUAGCGGAAAACAUACGCGCUGUAAUUAACAUCACAUUCAACACAACAAAUUACACUUUGGUCCUCAACAAAUUCGACUUACAAGUUCCUAGUCGCAUUAAAGUAACAGUCGAAAAUAAGGAUGGAUCAAUAGAUUGGAUAAAUACGAUUAUCGUCAAUAUCAUAGCUCCGUUCUUUAAGGAAACAAUUACGAGCACCGUUCGAAAGGAAGCGUCCAAUGCAAUUCAAACAUAUUUCAAUGAGAUAAAUCAUAAGAUCGCUCCGCGCAAAACGUCGGCUCAGAUUUUAAAUCAAUUGUUAAAUCAGAGUAUAACGAAUGGACAUCAAAUGUGUAUACGAUAAAAAUAUAUAUUUAUUCCUCCAA
Messenger RNA from Cataglyphis hispanica, 1251 nucleotides. RefSeq lists its product as uncharacterized. The transcript has 9 exons. The record is from RefSeq and is a predicted model, not a curated record. NCBI's taxonomy places the organism in Eukaryota, Metazoa, Arthropoda, Insecta, Hymenoptera, Formicidae. Bases 471 to 1229 code for a protein of 252 amino acids.